Messenger RNA from Caenorhabditis remanei, 357 nucleotides. RefSeq lists its product as uncharacterized. The record is from RefSeq and is a predicted model, not a curated record. Gene Ontology annotation, biological process: transsulfuration. The coding region runs from base 1 to 357 and encodes 118 amino acids. Gene Ontology annotation, molecular function: thiosulfate-cyanide sulfurtransferase activity. Gene Ontology annotation, cellular component: mitochondrion. The transcript is spliced from 2 exons. NCBI's taxonomy places the organism in Eukaryota, Metazoa, Nematoda, Chromadorea, Rhabditida, Rhabditidae.
AUGAGCACCAAUUCUCUUGUUACGCCACAAUGGCUUAUUCAGAACUUGAAUAAGGUCCGAGUGAUCGACGCCACUUACAUGCCAGCAGAUGCCUACGCUGCAGAGCACAUCCCAGGAGCUGCUCAUUAUGCCUUUGACUCCGCCUACUUCAAAUCAGAAUACAUCAAAUUCGACCUCUACCCACCAGAGGUUUUCCAGAAAUACGUCCGUCUAUUGGGUGUCAAUAACAAUGAUCAAGUAGUCAUCUAUAGUAGAGGACCUGCCUCCGGAAUGAUGUUUGCUUCAAGAGCUUAUUGGACGUUCAAGGUAAUUAUGUUCGAUUAUAUAUUUAUUCGUGUAGUUUGGAGAAGUAAAUAG